Molecule: messenger RNA, 1669 nt
Organism: Tyto alba (common barn owl)
Lineage: Eukaryota; Metazoa; Chordata; Aves; Strigiformes; Tytonidae
Gene: MEOX1
Product: mesenchyme homeobox 1
Exons: 3
Coding region: 447-1193 (248 amino acids)
Biological process (GO): positive regulation of transcription by RNA polymerase II
Cellular component (GO): nucleus
Molecular function (GO): RNA polymerase II cis-regulatory region sequence-specific DNA binding; DNA-binding transcription factor activity, RNA polymerase II-specific
Source: RefSeq, a predicted model, not a curated record
AUUAGAUGUGCAUAUAAGGUUUCGGAUGAUUAAUAGUUGCCUGCUUUGCUUUGGUUGGAGGGACUGAGUGUAUGUAUGUUAACCCCUCCCUCCCCUCUCUCACAUUUCACUUCACAAACUUGUCACUCUCUCACCAGCACAGCAUUUAAAAAGUAUUUCGCUCAUGUCCAGCACUUCACAAGGAAGCAAGCUUCAGGCCUUGAGAAGCACUUCAAGGCAAUCACUGCAUAGAUUUGGCUACUGUUUUCCAGUCGGGACAAUGAAGAUGUUUAGAAGAGUCCCCAAAGUAACAAAUUUACAACAGCAUAAAACCCUCAAACAAACUGUUGUUUAGGACAGAAUUCUGUUCUGUAAAAUUUGGAAUAUUUUCCCUCUGCUCCUCUUCUGACUUUGAAGACUUGAGCUAUAACCAGUCACGAACGGAGCGUGAACAGGAUUGGAAGCAAAUGGAUCCCACCAGCAGCAGCUGUAUGCGCAGUCCACAACCUUCUGCCCCACUUUGGGGGUGCUUGCGAAGCACCCAUGCGGAUAUCACCACAGCUUCAGGGCUGAACCACUACCCACAAGCACCAUUCUCUUUCCAUCAAAAAUCAGAUUUUGCUACUUACUCCGAUUUCUCAACCUCCUGCCUGGUGACUGCUCCCCAUAGCUUCCCAUGUGAGGAGCAGGCAUUUGUGGAGCAGCACCCCUCUUUCCAACACUCUGACUGGCAUUUUGCAGCAACUGAGGCCAGAAGACGACCAAAUCCAGGAUUGGCUUUGGGUUCUGGGGAGUCAGAAAGUAGCAGUUCAAACCCAGUGAGUGCGGCAGUGGGCAUGAAUGAAGAUGAUGAGGUACCAGGAAAUACUACAAAUGAGACUGAGAAAAAGUCGUCCAAAAGAAAAAAGGAAAACUCAGAAAACCAGAACUCAAGCAACAAGGCAGAAACAAGCAGCAAAUCACGGAAGGAAAGGACAGCUUUUACAAAGGAGCAGCUACGGGAGCUGGAAGCUGAAUUUUCCCACCAUAACUACUUGACAAGACUCAGGAGAUAUGAAAUAGCUGUGAACCUGGAUCUCACCGAGAGACAAGUCAAAGUAUGGUUCCAAAACAGAAGGAUGAAGUGGAAACGUGUUAAAGGUGGGCAGCCAGUGUCCCCACAUGAACACGAUACAGAAGAUGUAGACUCUGCUGCCUCUCCCAGCUCUGACUAAUCCUUGGAACAACUGAAGAGGAGUAUGGAGAAAGUAAUUGAUCAGAAAGUGGACGCAACACUACUCCAAGUCAGCUGCGCCAUGAGAUGAUCCUGCUUGCAAAACCCAUAGCCCCAAGUCUGUAAAAGGUGUCUGAUGCUUUAGGUUACAGAGGCAAUUAAAGAAAACAGGGGGGAAAAGCCAAAGGAGGGCAUGACUUUGCUUUUUGUCUGAAUGAAUUUAACUCUCUCUGGAAUCAUCUUGCUAUCGCAGAUGUGUCUUCAGAAUAAAAGUUAACUAACAUUGAAUAUAAAACAGAAGUAAUGUUAUCUAGUUUCUCAAACACUGAAAAUACAGGUUGUCAGUCCGCAAGUGAUAAUGCAACUGUAUUCUCAUCCAACCUUUCCCUGGUCACAUCCAUUCCUUCUGCAUUUGGACUUGACAAGUCACAAUUUCCUUGUGCUUUACUUUCAGAUAAAUAAAUACUUUGAUAGUCA